Molecule: messenger RNA, 3747 nt
Organism: Symbiodinium pilosum
Lineage: Eukaryota; Dinophyceae; Suessiales; Symbiodiniaceae
Source: the annotation of a GenBank genome assembly
AUGUCAAGCCAAAGCCUGAAGAAUGCGCUCCAAGCUCUGCAGUCAGCGCUAACAUCCGGCUCGGCUGAAGUUUUUGACCAAGUAAUUCAGGAUGCGGAAGGCUUGUACCGAGCAAUUGACAGAAAUGGCAGAGGCAUGCUUGAAAGAGAAGAGAUCUUUGAAGGCUUGAUACAGCUGAAUUCGGGCUUGGAUGAUGAGUUGCUUUCAAGCUUUGUUGCCUCCAUGGAAAUGAACUCAGAGCAGUGCAUCGAAGUUGGCUCCUUCAUACGGGCUAUGAAUCCAGAGACCCAGGGUACGCUGGGACAGCCUGCAAGGACUCUGUUCCAACAUCCGCGCAAGGAUGAAUUGCUGGCUGUCGUCGUCGCGCUGAAUGACAAGCUGAAGCAGGGAAUCACAAUCUCAGGCUCCAAAGUUAGGGAUGUUAAAAGCUUCUUCAAGGCGCUGGAUGUGGACAACAGCCGUGCCCUCUCACAAGCAGAGAUUUCGAAGGGGUUGAAGAGGUUGAAGAUGCCUAUGUCGGAGAAGCUGUUGCAGGACCUGGUCAAAGCUGGUGAUGCUGACCACAACAGGCGCCUAGAAUCCAAGGAGCUUGUGAAGCUCUUGGACCCAGCUUCCUGGAGUGACCCUAAUGAAGAUCCAGAGGAAGAAGCGGCCAGAAUUCAAAAGGUCCUAAAAGAGGUGACUGGGAAGAUCAAGUUCACAUUGAAGGCUGGAGGACGCACGCUGUAUGGCAAAAGGGUCACAGAUGCUCGGACCUUCUACGAGGCGGUGGACAGAGAUGGAAGCGGGGGCCUGGAGAAGGACGAGCUUUUCCAAGGCUUGCAAAGGCUGGGUGUGACUGUACCCGAACACCAGAUUGUAAUGCUCAUCAACGCGCUGGAUGGCAAUAUGAGUGGCCUCAUCGAGCUUCCGGAAUUGGUGCUCUUGUUCGACCCCACUGCAGAUCCAGAACAGCUGAAGGAGGAGGAAGCCCAGCGUCUGUCCCGCUUGAACGCAGAACGCCAGGCGACGCUUCCGAGCGAAGAUGAACUUCAGCAGCAGUUGACCGACGUGAUUGCCCAGAUCACAGAGCAGAUGCACACUGAGCAAACACUCUUUGGAACUACAAUCAAUGAUGCCAAGAGUUUCUUCAACGCGCUGGAUCAUGAUCGAACGGGUGCACUGGACAGAGAGGAACUCAAGCAAGGCUUAAGAAGGCUGGGAAUAGCUGUGCCAACCUACUUACUGGAUGCUCUUCUGGUGAAGAUGGAUGCAAACCAAAAUGGACUGAUUGAGCUGAAGGAGGUCGCGCGUGCGUUCCGCCCAGAGCCCGUGCCCCUGGACGAAGGCAAGGUGAAGGAGCUUCGCCGCAGAUCCAUCGAGCUGGGGCUCACUCUGCGAGAGGCCAAUGCCGUGUCCCCGGAGGAGCUGCAAGAGCUCCUCGAAGGUGCCGAAGGUGAUGGAGGAUCUCCAACACAGGCAGAGGAUGCUGCGCGUCUUAGGCGGGAGCUGCAGGAGAAGGAGCGUUUGCUGGAAGAGGCCCGUAAGGAAAUUGAAAGGGAGAAGGCACGCCACGCUGCCGAGGAAGCGGAGCGACAAGCUGUGAAAGUGCUUGAGGAAGCCAAGGCAAAGGAAGCCGAAGCCGAAGAGCGCAAAGCAGAGGCUUUGGAAAGGGCCUCCAUGUGGAGAGAAGAGCAAGUGCUGCUGCAGCAAAAGCGCCUCGAGGAACAAAAGGAGCUCGAGGAAAGAACGCGGAUGGAAGCUGAAGAGAUGCAGAUGCGACGAUUUGUCCUGGACAAGGAGAAGCGGCUGAGAGAGAAGGAGCAGCUGGCACGGCGAAUUGAGGAAAUGGAGGAGCGACAGCGGGAAAAACACGCUUCAAGAAUUCAAUCAUUGUGGAGAGCAAGGCAAGUACAGAGAGCGAUUGAGGCACAGAAGAAGCUUGCUUUCGAAAAGAGGCGACAAGAACGUGUCGUUAGACAACUCGAACGAGUGCAGGCAAGGAAGCGUGUGGAGGAGCUUGAGCAGAAGAAAAAAAACAGUGCUGCGGUCUUGAUUCAGAAGCUGCAGAGGGGGAGACUGGCACGGCAACACUACAGCAAGGAACGCCGUGUUGUGGAGAUGAAGAAGCAGAAAGAGGAGUUUGUGAAGCGAGUAGAAUGGGCAGAAGAGAUCAAACGCAAGCAGGCGGCGAUCAAAAUUCAGCGGAUGCGACGAUCCCAGCUGGCCCGUCGCUCUGUCUUGGAGGAGAUUAGACGUCUCAAGCAAGAGAAACUUGAGAGAAAGAGGCAGCUGGCGAUGGACAAGGCAAAGGAGCGUAUCGCCAUAGAGCAAAGGAUUAAGGAGAUGGCUGAGCGUCGCAAGGCCAAAGCGGUGACUGCGAUCGCCAAGGUCUGGCGCGGUUACCAAGUGAGGGUCGAAACAGCAAGAGUGAAGCAGGCCCGUGCCAAUGCAGCGCGCCUCCGCGAACAGCAGCGUGCUGAGGCCAAGGCCCUCAGAAAACGCGAGGAGCGGAUUGAGCAGAGAAGACGAGCUGAUGCAGAAAGGCGCCGCCAGGAGGACCUGGCCAAGGCCAUCGCACGGGACUUGGAGCGCAAGUGGCAGGACAAGGCCGCCAGGAAGAUUCAAGCAGCCAGACGUGGCCAGCUCGAAAGGCGGCAGCAGCAGCGACUGCGUACAUUGGAGAAAAAGCGGAAGCUCGCCGAGCGAAAUGAGAAGGACCGAGCACAGCGGGCAGCUUUGGCAUUGCAGCAGAAGGAGGCAAAAGUCAAAGCAUACAUGCGGGAAAGAGAGAUCCUGCGCAACAAAUGGGAAGAUCUAGAGGAGAAACGGAAACAACAGAUUAUGGAGAAGAUCCAGGCUGUCGUGCGUGGCUUCAUGACCAGACGCAAGGAGAAGAAAGAGAAACAACGCCGCCGCGAGGAGCGCGAUGCUGCAAGGAGAGGACGAGAACUGCGACGCAAGGAGGAAGACGAUCUGCGCAAGAAGGAGCAGCUCCUGAAAGACCUUGCCUGGAUCAACAAGAAGCUGAAGGAGAUGGAGGAGAAGCGCAAGUACCAAGCGGCGGUCCGCAUACAGGCUUACAUCCGUGGCGCUCUCUGCAGAUUCAGUUUCAGGAGGAUGUUAAAAGAGAAGCGAGCGAACGACGAGGCGGAGCGGAAGCGUAAGAAGACGAUGUUGGAGGAGGCAAAGCGGCAACGGAUACAGAAAGAGGAAGCAGAGCGCAAGGAAGGUCUGCGCAAAGAAAUCGCAGCCACAAAGAAAAAGCUUGAUGAGAUGAAGAUAAGGCGGCGGAAGGUAGCUGCCACCAAAGUGCAAGCUGUGCGACGGGGCCAGUUGGCCAGGAGAGAGUACCGCAGGUACAAGGAGGCAAAGCGAAAGGAGGAUGAAGACAAGCAGCGCGAGGAAAGGUGGCGCAAGGACCGCGAGAAGCAAAAGAAGGAGGAAGAUGCGUACUUCGAACGCAUCCGCGAGCAGGAGAAGAUCCGACAGCAGCGGAAGCGUGAAGUUGAGCAUGCGAGAAAGCGCUACGAGAAGUUCCAGGAGUAUCAGCUGACCAGGGCUGCCUUGAUGAUCCAAGCGGCAAGGAGGCUGCAGCUGGCAAGGCGUCGUGUGGUAGAAGAGAUGAAGAAGAUCAGGGACAAACUUGAAGCAGAGCGACAGGAGAGAAGACGACAAAAGGCAAUUGAGAAGGCCAAAAUCGAGCGUCGCUUGAAGGCCAUGGAGGAGAAACGGCGCAACGAUGCUGCCAUGGUGAUUCAGGCCUGA